Messenger RNA from Caenorhabditis elegans, 1731 nucleotides. RefSeq names its product Elongator complex protein 3 (gene elpc-3). The record is from RefSeq and is marked reviewed. Gene Ontology annotation, molecular function: iron-sulfur cluster binding; tRNA uridine(34) acetyltransferase activity; acyltransferase activity, transferring groups other than amino-acyl groups. The transcript has 5 exons. Lineage: Eukaryota; Metazoa; Nematoda; Chromadorea; Rhabditida; Rhabditidae. Bases 1 to 1644 code for a protein of 547 amino acids.
AUGGAUCAGAAGGGUUCACAAAGAGCACUACUGGCACAAACAAUAAAUGAAAUUGUCAAGCUUCUUAUUGAAGCUCACAAUCAAAAAAAGGAUGUCAACUUGAAUCGGCUGAAAUGCAUCGUUGCUCAAAAGAAUGGACUGAGUUUUCAACCGAAACUCGUUGACAUUAUCGCUGGAGUUCCGUCCGAUUACAAAGACAGCCUUCUUCCAAAACUCAAGGCAAAACCAGUUCGAACUGCUUCUGGAAUUGCUGUUGUAGCAGUGAUGAGCAAACCACAUCGUUGUCCUCACAUCAAUUUCACUGGAAACAUUUGUGUCUAUUGUCCCGGUGGGCCAGAUUCUGAUUUCGAGUAUUCAACACAAAGUUACACCGGUUAUGAGCCUACAAGUAUGCGUGCAAUUCGUGCUAGAUAUAACCCUUAUUUGCAAACUCGUGGAAGACUCAAUCAAUUGAUGCAACUCGGACACUCAGUUGAUAAAGUUGAAUUCAUCGUAAUGGGAGGAACAUUUAUGUCGCUGCCUGAAGAUUAUCGAGACUUUUUCAUUCGAAAUCUACAUGAUGCACUGAGUGGACAUACAUCAGCGUCAGUUGAAGAAGCAGUAGCUUAUUCUGAAAGGUCUAAAAUGAAAUGUAUUGGAAUCACUAUUGAAACUCGUCCUGAUUAUUGUCUACCCCGUCAUCUGAACGAUAUGCUUCUCUAUGGAUGUACAAGACUAGAAAUCGGUGUCCAGUCGACCUACGAAGAUGUUGCACGUGAUACGAAUAGAGGUCAUACUGUAAAAUCGGUGUGCGAGACAUUUCACAUGGCAAAGGAUACUGGAUACAAAGUUGUCAUUCACAUGAUGCCAGAUCUCCCUAAUGUUGGUCUAGAACGAGACAAGGAACAAUUUCUGGAACUUUUUGAAAGUCCAGCCUUCCGACCUGACGGUCUGAAGCUGUACCCAACAUUGGUCAUUCGUGGAACAGGACUAUAUGAGUUGUGGAAAACUGGAAGAUAUCAAAGUUAUCCACCAUCAGUUCUUGUUGAUUUGAUUGCUACUAUCUUAUCAUUAGUUCCGCCAUGGACACGUGUGUAUCGAGUGCAAAGAGAUAUCCCCAUGCCAUUAGUAUCUUCAGGCGUUGAACAUGGAAAUCUUCGUGAACAUGCGAUGGCAAAAAUGAAAGAACUCGGUUUGAAAUGUCGAGACGUUCGAACGAGAGAAGUUGGAAUUCAAGAGAUUCAUAAUAAAGUUCGUCCUGAAGAUGUGGAGCUCAUUAGGCGAGAUUACACAGCAAAUGGUGGUUGGGAGACGUUUAUCUCUUAUGAGGAUCCGAAACAAGACAUUCUUAUUGGACUUCUUCGAUUGAGAAAAAUUUCAGAUAAAGCCCAUCGGCCAGAGUUGAAGGGUAAUGUGUCAGUGGUUCGCGAGUUGCAUGUAUACGGAUCCGUCGUUUCGGUAGCGGAUCGUGAUCCCAAGAAGUUCCAGCAUCAAGGAUACGGUUCACUUUUGAUGGAAGAAGCUGAAAGGAUAGCCAGAGAAGAACAUGGAUCCGAUAAAAUCGCAGUCAUCUCGGGCGUUGGAACUCGAGAGUACUACCGUAAACUUGGAUACGAGCUGGAUGGUCCUUAUAUGAGCAAGAUGCUCGACUCUGCUGCAGCUUAAUUUUUCAUUACUGUUCUUGUUAUUAAUGUUUUUUGUUGGUUCGGUAUUUUUCGUUUUUCAUCAUAAAACAAUGUUUUUUUGAAAAAA